Sodiomyces alkalinus F11 is the source of this 2538-nucleotide messenger RNA. RefSeq names its product cellobiose dehydrogenase. Gene Ontology annotation, cellular component: extracellular region. Lineage: Eukaryota; Fungi; Ascomycota; Sordariomycetes; Glomerellales; Plectosphaerellaceae. The transcript is spliced from 10 exons. The record is from RefSeq and is a predicted model, not a curated record. Bases 1 to 2538 code for a protein of 845 amino acids. Gene Ontology annotation, biological process: carbohydrate metabolic process. Gene Ontology annotation, molecular function: flavin adenine dinucleotide binding; oxidoreductase activity, acting on CH-OH group of donors; cellulose binding.
AUGAGGUCCUUCAGCGCUGCUGCGGCAGCUACGCUGCUCAGCGCCUUUUCCCUCUUUCAGGGCGCUACAGCGCAGAGCGGGGUUCCCGUCCUCUGGACGCAUCCCGGUUCCGGUAUCACCUACAGCACAUGGACGACGACCUCGGGCAUGACCUUUGGUCUCACCCUGCCCCCCGGCAGCUUGAGCACCGAUGCCGAUGAGUAUAUUGCCUAUUUCUCAUGCGCGACUCCCGAAGCCGCGGGCGAGGGUUACUGCGGUCUGUCUCUUGGCGGCACUAUGCAACGCAACUUGCUCAUCACCGCCUACCCGUACGAGGAUGAGGUGCUCACUCAGUUCUGGUACGCGCCGAGCUACGACUUUCCCGAGAUCUACGCCGGCGAUGCCACCGUGACCCAAAUCUCUUCCUCGGUCAACUCCACGCACUACGAGGUCGAGUUCCGUUGCCAGAACUGCUGGGCCUGGGACCACAACGGUGAGACCGGCAGAGUCUCGACGACCGCUGGCUUCCUCGUCAUGGGCUGGGCCCACUCCUUCUCGAGCCCCGGAAACGCCCAGUGCCCUGCCCAGAUCACCGUCGAACAGCACGACAGGCAGAGCAUCUUCGGUGCCGGCCUGGACCCGAGCAUUGAGGCUCCCGCGUACGACGAGUAUGUCGAGCUGGCCACCAUCACCGCCACGGGAGACUGCGGCGCUGUCACUCCUCCUCCCUCGUCCACCGACCCCGGCGAACCGGGCCCGACUUCGAGCCUUGCCCCCCCCGAGACGGGCGUCCCGGUUCCCGAUGAAGAGUACGACUACGUCAUUGUUGGCGGCGGUGCUGGCGGUCUCCCCCUAGCCGACAAGCUGAGCGAGGCCGGUCACAAGGUCCUCCUCAUCGAGAAGGGCCCCGCCUCUUCGGGCCGCUGGGGUGGUACCCGCGGUCCCUGGUGGCUCCAGGACACCAACCUGACUCGCUUUGACGUUCCCGGCCUCUGCAACCAGAUCUGGCACGACUCCGCCGGCAUUGCCUGCCGUGACACCGACCAGAUGUCCGGCUGCCUUCUCGGCGGUGGCACUGCCAUUAACGCUGCUCUCUGGUGGAGACCGUAUUCUCAGGACUGGGAUUACAACUUCCCUGCGGGCUGGAGGGCCUCGGACAUGGCUGCUGCCGAACAGCGCGCCUUCUCCCGAAUCCCCGGCACCACUACCCCGUCGAUGGAUGGCGAGAUCUACCUCCCCCGGGGCAUGGACGUCAUCCGCGAGGGUCUGCGCUCGGGCGGCUGGAACGAGGUUGACUUCCUCUCCACUCCCAACCAGAAGAACCACACCUUCGGCUAUACGCCUUACAUGUUCUCGAACGGCGAGCGUGGCGGACCCAUGGCCACCUACCUGGUCUCGGCGACGGCGAGGCCCAACUUCACCCUCUGGCUGAACACGGCCGUGCGCCGCGUCGUUCGCCAGGGCGGCCACGUUACCGGAAUCGAGGUGGAGCCCUAUCUGGAAGGUGGCUACCAGGGUACCGUCCGUCUGAAGCCCGUCACCGGCAGCGUCAUUCUGUCGGCCGGCACCUUUGGCAGCGCCAAGAUCCUGAUGAGGAGCGGUAUUGGACCUGAGGACCAGCUGAAUGUCGUCAGCAACUCGACCGUCGAUGGCUCGAGCAUGAUUUCUCGGGACCAGUGGAUCAGGCUCCCUGUUGGUUACAACCUGGAGGACCAUGUUAACACCAACACUGUCCUCAGGCACCCCGAUGCCCAGUUCUACGACUUCUACGAUGCCUACGACGGCGAGGAUGCGUACCUCCCGGAUAUCCAGCAGUACCUCUCUUCCCGCACUGGCAUCCUUGCCCAGUCUGCCCCCAACAUCGGCCCUCUGUUCUUCGACGAGAUUACCGGUGCCGAUGGCAUCGUCCGUCAGCUCCAGUGGACUGCCCGUAUAGAGGGUAGCGAGGGCGAGCCCGACGGCCAGAGCAUCACUAUCAGCCAGUACCUCGGCCGUGGUGCCACGUCUCGUGGCCGCAUGACCAUCACCCCCAACCUCAACACCAUCGUCUCGGACGUUCCUUACCUCAAGGACCAGGAGGAUAUCGAGGCGGUCAUCAAGGGUAUUGAGAACCUGCAGGCGGCUCUUGCCGGCGUUCCGGGUCUUGAGUGGCUGCGCCCCGCUCCCAACGUCUCUGCCCGCCAGUACGUGAACAACAUGGUCGUGUCGUAUGCUAACCGCCGUGCCAACCACUGGAUCGGCACCGCCAAGCUCGGCACCAAUGACGGCCGCAAGGAGGACGGCGACGCCGUCGUCGACCUGGACACCCGCGUCUACGGCACCGACAACCUCUACGUCGUCGACGCCUCCAUCUUCCCCGGCCACGUCACCCCCAACCCGUCCUCCUAUAUCGUCGUCGCCGCCGAGCACGCCGCCCAGCGCAUCCUCGCGCGGCCGACGCUCGUCCCCGCCGGCGAGUGGGAGCAAUGCGGCGGCCGCGAGUACACCGGCGUCUUCCAGUGCGCCCAGGGUCUGCGCUGCGUCGAGCUGAACCCGUACUACUUCCAGUGUAUUCGGUAA